Messenger RNA from Nerophis lumbriciformis (worm pipefish), 1241 nucleotides. Its product is annotated as coxsackievirus and adenovirus receptor homolog. Gene Ontology annotation, molecular function: cell adhesion molecule binding. Gene Ontology annotation, cellular component: bicellular tight junction; intercalated disc; basolateral plasma membrane. The record is from RefSeq and is a predicted model, not a curated record. Lineage: Eukaryota; Metazoa; Chordata; Actinopteri; Syngnathiformes; Syngnathidae. Gene Ontology annotation, biological process: homotypic cell-cell adhesion.
CUGUGUUUUUAAUUUUUGUAAAUCUAUUUACUGUGACUUUAAAUGUAUCUUUUAGUGUUAUUUCUAAGUGUUUAAAACUGUAUUACCCACAAUGUUCUACAGGUGGCGCAUUUUGGCACACGAUGCAGAGCCUUCAAAGGCGGCCUCAAAAUGGCACCGGGUAGUCACGUGACGAGCUUUUGACCAAUCAUAUAGAAGAUCUUCUGGCCACAGUCUCUCUUAUUGGCCAGAAUCCCCUCAGUGAAUAUUGGGCGCCAUAUUGAGGCAACUACGAAACCAAGUUGGCCAUACAAGAUGGAUAAGAACGCUGUUCCUUAUAAUACCCAGGAGUCAGGGCAGAGGAGCACAGAAAGUGAUAGAGGAGAGGCCUUUACUGGAAAGCAGGCUCCUGUCCAACAGUCCAAUGAUGAUGUCUGUGCUGUGGUAUUUUGCAGCGGGGCUGGCGCUUUGCACCAAAAACCCAGCUUGGGCUUUUGAAAUCUUCUCCACCAAGUUAGACCAUUACGCAGUCAAAGAAUCAAACGUCACGCUUUCCUGCAAAUUCACACAAGACAUCGAUGACAUCUCAAACAGAAUUAUAAUUAGGUGGUAUUUUAAGUCUCCAGAAGAAAAGAAGACAGAGAUUUUAAUGUAUCAUGGAGGCCAACUUGAUAUUGACCCAAACUACAGCAGGGUUCACUUCACAACUCCUGAACCCGGCCAUGGAGAUGCUUCCAUAGAGAUUAGUGACCUGCGUAUGUCAGAUGAGGGGAUCUACCAGUGCAGCCUAGAGUGCCAGCUGAAUGUGCGUUCUGCGAUCUUCACAAUCCUAGACCAGAACAUGAACCUGAAAGUCAUGGAGAAGCUGAGCGCACCAGUUUGUGCCAUGGAAGGCGAUCCUGUGUGGGGCAAUGACGUGACGCUCCAAUGCGAAUCCUCACAAGGAACCCCCCCGCUGAAUUACAGCUGGAAAAAGAUAAGUGAAAGAUUGGCUCCUAACGCCAGUGGGGACGCCAUAGGAGGGAACUUGACUGUAAAAAGGAUCUCCGAGGACAACUGUGGAAGCUAUCGCUGUACGGUGGGAAAUCUGGUUGAGACCCAACUCUGUGAGAUCCUACUAUCGUGUCCAAAGGCACCAGUGGUGGCGAGAAGAAACAACAAAAUAAAAGUUAUCACUGCAGCAACAAUGUCAAUCUUUAUCCUUUUGGUGGUUAUUGUUGUCAGUGCUUACGCAAGAAACAAAACUGAACAAUAAAGAGUUA